Messenger RNA from Ctenocephalides felis (cat flea), 1560 nucleotides. Its product is annotated as synaptic vesicular amine transporter-like. Bases 1 to 1560 code for a protein of 519 amino acids. Gene Ontology annotation, cellular component: synaptic vesicle membrane; terminal bouton. The transcript is spliced from 12 exons. NCBI's taxonomy places the organism in Eukaryota, Metazoa, Arthropoda, Insecta, Siphonaptera, Pulicidae. Gene Ontology annotation, molecular function: serotonin:sodium:chloride symporter activity. Gene Ontology annotation, biological process: transmembrane transport; aminergic neurotransmitter loading into synaptic vesicle. The record is from RefSeq and is a predicted model, not a curated record.
AUGCAACAUUUUCCCCAGCCUCCUGACUAUUUGCAGUCGCCGUCUGCCGCAGAUUGUGACACAAUAAAUCGAGACGCAGCGAGCGAUACCACCAUGUCGGCCGACGGAAUGACAUUUCUGCAAAGAUGCCGCGCUUCACGACGUCUCGUGCUACUUAUUGUAGCUAUUGCAUUGCUUUUAGAUAACAUGUUACUCACAACUGUAGUGCCAAUCAUACCAGAAUUCCUUUAUGAUAUAAGGCAUCCCAAUGCAACUUUAGCGCAAAUAAAUGAUGCAGCAUCACCCGUAACUGUACCGCCCAUUACACAAUCUAACAACAAGUGCAUGACGCAAACUGCUAGCAACAACAAUGCUACCUUACCACCAUAUGACAAUACAACAAUGUCAACUGAAUCACCGCAAGAAAGACAACAACGGCAUGAAGAACUGGUUGGAGAAACUGUGGAAGUUGGUCUUAUGUUCGCAUCUAAAGCGUUUGUUCAGUUGAUUGUCAACCCUAUUGUCGGACCACUAACCCAUAAGAUUGGAUACAGCAUACCAAUGUUUAGUGGGUUUAUAAUUAUGUUUUUAUCAACUAUAAUUUUUGCAUUCGGAAGAAGUUAUUUUGUAUUAUUUCUUGCCCGUGCAUUGCAAGGAAUUGGUUCAUCUUGUUCUUCAGUUUCUGGAAUGGGAAUGCUCGCUGAACGCUAUACCGAUGACGAGGAACGUGGAAAUGCGAUGGGUAUUGCGUUAGGCGGGCUAGCUUUAGGAGUACUCAUAGGGCCACCGUUUGGAGGUGUUAUGUACGAAUUUGUUGGUAAAAGCGCCCCGUUCUUAGUUCUUGCUGCUCUGGCACUUGGCGAUGGAUUGUUGCAGUUAUUUAUGCUACAACCAAGUGUGGUACGCCAGGAAAGUGAUCCUCCAACAUUGAAAAGCUUAAUAUCAGAUCCGUAUAUCUUAAUUGCAGCAGGUUCCAUAACAUUUGCUAAUAUGGGCAUCGCGAUGCUUGAACCUUCAUUGCCAAUAUGGAUGAUGGAUAAUAUGGAGGCGAGUCGAUGGGAACAAGGUGUUGCAUUUCUCCCAGCAAGUAUAUCUUAUUUGAUAGGAACUAAUUUAUUUGGUCCUCUGGGUCAUCGUAUGGGUAGAUGGCUUGCCGCUUUGCUGGGACUUUUAAUUAUUGGAGUGUGCCUCAUUUGUAUUCCAAUGGCUUCUUCUAUAAAUCAUCUUAUAGUACCAAAUGCUGGCUUAGGCUUUGCCAUCGGAAUGGUUGAUUCAUCAAUGAUGCCAGAACUUGGAUAUUUAGUAGAUAUCAGGCAUAGUGCAGUUUAUGGCAGUGUUUAUGCUCUUGGUGAUGUGGCAUUUUGCCUUGGCUUUGCCAUUGGACCAGCCAUGAGUGGUACUUUGGUGAAUACGAUCGGUUUCGAAUGGAUGCUUGUUGGUAUCGCAAUACUGUGCUUCCUCUAUGCGCCAUUGCUGUAUUUACUGAAAGCUCCACCGACAAAAGAAGAGAAAAAGCAAUUGAUGGGAGACAGAGCUUCAGUCAGGUACGUAUCUUACCACAACGAAGAAAACGAUGAAUAA